This is a messenger RNA of Rhopilema esculentum, 899 nucleotides long. Its product is annotated as ciliary microtubule inner protein 5. NCBI's taxonomy places the organism in Eukaryota, Metazoa, Cnidaria, Scyphozoa, Rhizostomeae, Rhizostomatidae. The record is from RefSeq and is a predicted model, not a curated record.
ACCCGUAACACUUCGCAAGAUUCAGGGUUCGUAAGAACAAGGCAGAUCCAAAACUGCAGCGUUCUUUUUGCAACAUAACUAUUUGAAGUUACUAUGGUAAUAUGGAGUUUACACCUGGUGUCAAGAUAUUUGCAUGACAAAAGGUCACCACAACAUGAAGAAUCAAACGUUAUUACAGCAGAUCAAGGCAAUGAAUAUUCACCAGGAAUAUGGGAUCAACAAACCAAUAUCGCGCUGUUUCUUCAACGUAUCGAAUACCGAAUUCAAAUGUGAAUGCCCUGCUGCUUCCUUCGACUGAUUCCAGCCAGUUCCAUUCUGCUUGCAUCCCUAAAGAAACCAGAGAGCGUGUCAAGUCUGCACCACCUAGGUCUAAGGAGAAUCGACCGAAGGAUUAUGCGCUGUGCAAUCACGUUAAUGAAGAUCGCAGAUGGACAGAAAGAUGCAGUAAGGAAAGGAAUCUGCAAAAGACAUGGGAUACUAAAUAUCAAUUCAUGACAGAAUUUGACCAGAAGGGAAAUCCAAGACAAAAAAGGAUCCCUGAUGAAACAAACACAUCACAAUUUUCAAGCCAUUUCCCAGCUGCAAUUUCACAACAUAUUGGAAGAAGGGCACAAUCAGCACCAGCCCAGAGGAUGCAAAGACUUGAAAUGACAAUGCAUAGAGGCAAGAGGAAAAGUAAAGAUUUGAUUUAUUAUGAUUGAGUAGAACUUUUCAAAAGCUACUGUAUAUAAACAUAUGGUUUGGCUUAUAAAGCAAACUAUGUAUGAGGUUAUAAAUAAAGUUGGACCUCCGAGUGUGAUCUGGGUAACCUUCAAAGGAGGUUUGCAUUAUUUUCAUCAACAAUUUUGUCUAUAUAGUUUUAUUUUGAAAUCUAUUUAUUUUUGCAUCUAUUAAGUUAA